Messenger RNA from Protopolystoma xenopodis, 501 nucleotides. The record is from the annotation of a GenBank genome assembly. Lineage: Eukaryota; Metazoa; Platyhelminthes; Monogenea; Polystomatidea; Polystomatidae.
AUGUCUCUUAUCGAGCGACCUUCCUCCACCAACUUUAAAUCGCAAUCCUACACAUUGGAAGCCACUACCCACUCUCCUCUCCCUUCGUCUCCAUUAUCCGACCUCACUGUCGUUGUUUCUUCUGGUACUCUAUCUUUUGAGCACGAUCUUCAACCUGAAUAUGACACCGAAAUAUCUGACUCCAAUUUGCGGCAUAUUGGUCUUCAUCUAAAAUCUGAGUCACAAGAAGAGGCAGAUCCUAGAGUGUCGAUAGAAGGGAAUUCCAUAACAGACCAAAUUGAUGUGGUGCCUUCAGUAAUUUCUUUUGAGGGACGAGGACACGAAGCACUAGCUGGGGACGAUCUGGCGGAUCAGUUCGAAAUGAAACUUUCCGAGACGCCAUGCUUUGAAGAAAAACAUAUUGGAACAGGGGCUGGUGAGCUCAUCUUCGGCUAUCCUGCAACUUCUUUAGCCAUUAAUUUUUACUUAAAAUCAGAACCUUUUUCAUUAAUCAAUAGGUAA